Molecule: messenger RNA, 5232 nt
Organism: Zootoca vivipara (common lizard)
Lineage: Eukaryota; Metazoa; Chordata; Lepidosauria; Squamata; Lacertidae
Gene: CUL4B
Product: cullin 4B
Biological process (GO): ubiquitin-dependent protein catabolic process
Cellular component (GO): cullin-RING ubiquitin ligase complex
Molecular function (GO): ubiquitin protein ligase binding
Source: RefSeq, a predicted model, not a curated record
CUGUAAAAAGGCAGAGAGAAGAGAGCAGUGAGAGGGAGAGGUUGUUUCUCAAGGAGCUCCAGCUCCUCCGCUCGCGUGUGCGUGAGGCAACCCCGAAGCCAAGGAAGCCCGCAGGCAAAAGAAGGGCUGCUGCAAGCAGCAAGACCCAAGACCAGGAGGACCAAGAGUUGCUGCUAGCAGCAAGACAGGACCAGGGCAAGCCGCGUGGCUCGGGAGACCUGCCAACACACUUCGCCGAGGAGAUGCAGCACGCCGGAGGCGGCAACCCCGCCUCUUCCCGCGAAGAAACAUCCCCAGAGGCUGGAGCGCGAGACUCCGCAACGACCCUGAUCCCCGCGGCUGGGCACGAGAAGGACUCGCGCCACCACCGCCGGCAUCGCCGCCGCCGCCGCCGCCGCCACCACCAGGAGCAGCAGCCGCCCGGCAACAUGAUCACUUCCGGUUUCACUUCCCCCAACCCCUCAGCAGCAGCGGCUCAGGAGGUCAGACCUGCCACUGAUGGUAGUAGCAGCAGCAGCAGUGGUGGCGGCGGCAGCACCCCAUCAUCAUCUUCCAAGAAGAGAAAGCUAAAUAGUAAUAGCAGCAGCACUGAUAGAGAAGAGGUUGAAUCCAUCACCUCCUGCUCCUCCGUUCUUCCCAGAAAUAACUCUUCCACAUCCUCUAUUGCUACUACUACCACCACUUCCACCCCUGCCACCUCUGCCUCCUGUUCCUCCUCAUCAGGAGUUGCCUCUUCCAACCAUUACCUGCAGAAGAAGUUGCGCUUUGAGGACUCCUUGGAUUUUUUUGGACUUGAUGUGAAGAUGGCUGAAGAGUCUUCCUCCUCUUCUUCAUCGUCAUCACCUGCUGCCUCUUCUCAGCAGCACCACCAGCAGCAGUUCAAAAACAAAAGCCUCUUAAUUUCCUCAGUAGCUGUGGGACACCACGCAAAUGGCCUGACCAAAGCUGCCUCUUCCACUGUCUCCAGUUUUGCCAACAGUAAACCUGGUUCAGCCAAGAAGUUAGUGAUCAAGAACUUUAAAGAUAAACCUAAACUGCCUGAAAAUUACACAGAUGAAACCUGGCAAAAACUGAAGGAAGCUGUAGAAGCUAUUCAGAACAGCACUUCAAUUAAGUACAACUUAGAAGAGCUCUAUCAGGCUGUUGAAAAUCUCUGCUCAUAUAAGAUUUCUGCAAAUUUGUACAAGCAGUUAAGACAGAUUUGUGAAGACCAUAUCAAAGCACAGAUCCAUCAGUUCAGAGAGGAUUCAUUGGACAGUGUUCUUUUUCUCAAGAAAAUAGACAAAUGUUGGCAAGACCACUGCAGACAAAUGAUAAUGAUUAGAAGUAUCUUUUUGUUCCUGGAUCGAACAUACGUUCUUCAAAAUUCAAUGCUGCCAUCAAUUUGGGAUAUGGGGCUAGAAUUGUUUAGGACUCAUAUAAUUAGCGAUCAGAAGGUCCAAAACAAGACCAUCGAUGGCAUCCUUCUAUUGGUUGAGCGAGAGAGGAGCGGUGAGGCUAUUGACAGGAGCCUUCUUCGCAGCCUUCUCAGCAUGCUUUCAGAUCUUCAGAUUUAUCAGGAUUCUUUUGAACAUAGAUUCUUAGAAGAAACAAAUCGCCUAUAUGCAGCGGAAGGACAGAGGCUUAUGCAAGAAAGAGAGGUUCCAGAGUACCUCCAUCAUGUCAACAAACGAUUGGAAGAAGAAGCAGACAGGAUUAUCACUUACUUGGAUCAAAGCACUCAGAAACCACUAAUUGCUACUGUAGAAAAACAGCUGCUAGGUGAACAUUUAACAGCCAUUCUACAGAAAGGUUUAAAUCACCUUCUGGAUGAAAAUCGAAUUCAGGAUUUGUCUCUAUUGUAUCAGUUGUUCAGUAGGGUGAAAAAUGGAGUGCAAGCUCUCUUGCAGCAAUGGAUUGAAUAUAUAAAGGCAUUCGGCAGCACCAUAGUAAUCAAUCCAGAAAAAGACAAAACCAUGGUCCAAGAGCUACUAGACUUCAAGGAUAAAGUUGAUCAUAUAAUUGACAUUUGCUUUUUGAAGAAUGAGAAGUUUGUUAAUGCCAUGAAAGAAGCCUUCGAGACCUUCAUCAACAAAAGACCAAAUAAACCAGCUGAGCUUAUAGCUAAGUAUGUGGAUUCAAAGCUUCGUGCAGGCAACAAAGAGGCUACUGAUGAAGAGCUUGAAAAGAUGUUAGAUAAAAUUAUGAUUAUAUUUAGGUUUAUUUACGGAAAAGAUGUUUUUGAGGCCUUUUACAAAAAAGAUUUAGCAAAGCGGCUAUUAGUCGGCAAAAGUGCAUCAGUUGAUGCUGAAAAAUCUAUGCUUUCCAAGCUCAAACAUGAAUGUGGAGCUGCUUUCACCAGUAAACUUGAAGGAAUGUUUAAAGACAUGGAGCUUUCUAAAGACAUCAUGAUACAGUUUAAGCAGUAUAUGCAAAAUCAGAAUGUACCUGGUAACAUUGAACUCACCGUGAACAUCUUGACUAUGGGUUAUUGGCCAACCUAUGUGCCUAUGGAGGUGCACUUGCCACCAGAGAUGGUGAAAUUGCAAGAGAUAUUCAAGACAUUUUAUCUAGGAAAGCACAGUGGGAGAAAACUUCAGUGGCAAUCAACAUUAGGACACUGUGUACUCAAAGCAGAAUUUAAAGAGGGAAAAAAAGAGCUGCAGGUCUCAUUAUUCCAGACUUUAGUGCUGCUUAUGUUUAACGAAGGUGAAGAAUUCAGUUUAGAGGAGAUAAAACAAGCUACUGGAAUAGAGGAUGGAGAGCUCCGACGAACCCUCCAGUCAUUAGCCUGUGGCAAGGCCAGAGUGCUAACAAAAAGCCCCAAAGGCAAAGAUGUGGAAGAUGGUGACAAAUUUACCUGCAAUGAUGACUUCAGGCAUAAGCUAUUCAGGAUAAAAAUCAAUCAGAUCCAGAUGAAAGAAACGGUAGAAGAACAAGCAAGCACUACAGAGAGGGUCUUCCAGGAUCGUCAGUACCAAAUUGAUGCUGCAAUUGUGAGAAUCAUGAAAAUGCGCAAGACUUUGAGCCACAAUCUGCUCGUGUCUGAAGUAUACAACCAGCUUAAAUUCCCUGUAAAGCCCGCUGACCUUAAGAAGAGAAUAGAGUCGUUGAUUGACAGAGACUACAUGGAAAGAGACAAGGAGAACCCGAACCAGUACAACUACAUUGCAUAAACACACAAUGGGCCUUUCUUUCCUUUUCUGCACACUUGAUGUUCUACUUGGUUGCUGAUGGAUAAGCAAACCUGUUGAUCCCAUUAAAUUAACUUUUUCUACUACCAGUGGCUGAAUGGAAACGUAAGGGGUGGGGGGUAUAGUAGAGUGGGCAUUUCAAUUGAUUUCCACAUGCCCAUUUUGGUAUUUACAUUUUCAGAAGAAUGCUGUUGAACUCUUUGCAUGAUAUUCGAUAUAGUGUACAGAAAACUAUGGAAGUAUCUGGUCUUUGUGGUUCCAUUGGGUCCUUGGUCCCAAAAAGGGAAGCCCUUUUUAAGGGUUUAAUAAUAAACAGCGAAGGUAUUGAUUUCACUAUCACUCUGAAUAACAAAGGCCAAUCUCAUGUUCACCCAAAUUUUGCUUGCAGCAAAACAGACCCAUUUCGAGUAUGAGAGCCUGCCAUUUACAGAGUAAUAUUGCUAGAUCGAGUGCGGUUUGGGAAAUCUUGGGGAGACAGUAACUAGGAAUACGCCACAGGAUGUCCUUUUAAAGAUUGUUCUGCAUCAGCUGCAGAAUGCCUCUUCUGCUGUUGCCAUCCUUGCUCCACUUAUAUGUGAUGUUUCUCAAAAGUGUCCCCCAGAAUGAGCAUUAUUUAUAGAAAAUAAACUUAGGAGAAGUUCACAAUGGGGGAUGGAUGGAAAUGGAAGCUGUUGUGCAAUUUGGUGUGCCUGAUAUAAAUUUGUGAUUUGAAUGCCUUUUUGGGAAGGAAAUAAUUCAUUUAAAAGAUGAAUUUCAACUAGAGCAAACUCUUAUCUGGGGUAAGUUCUUUGGAAACUGCACCUUAAAUGUGCCCACAAUUAUGAUUGUGAUCCAUUCAGUUGUCACAUUUCUGCAAAAAAACAUUUUCCAGAAGCAGUGUGUUAAAAUAUGAACAAAUAAGAAAACUAAGUGUCUGCUUGUUUUGGGCACUGGUGAAAACAAACUAUGCCUUUGUUUCACAUUUUCUUCCCCAAUGAGCAUUACUAAAUCAGUUUCCCUAUCUUCCUGUAAUUGAUGUUGAGCUAUGGCAAAAACUACUUUCCAGCCAUAUUCUCCAGCAAGUUUUUUCUUUUUCUUGUUUUUUGCUGGAAUCAUGUGCCUGCUUUAUUGAGCCAUAAAGAUAUUUAUAAUAGAUAUAUAUAAAUACAUUUUCUUGCAGUGGGGUUAGACUGUGACCCAAACAGUCUGUCUGGCCAGACAUUUUCAGAUCUUCGUCUGUUGCGUGCAGUUCAAAGCAGUUGCAUUUCUUUUAAAAACUGCAAAUUUAUUCUGACAAAUAUUUUUGUUUGGGGGAUUUGUAAACAAAAAAACUUUAUACCCAACAAAAUGAAUUAUUUUUUCUUUCUUUCUGAUUUAAAUACAUUUUAAAGAAAACCGUGACCAUUUUGUUUCAAAACUAAUGGCAAAUGUGUUGUAAAGAUUGUUUUGUUCUCUAGCUUACAAAAGGUGCCAAAGUAUAUAUGGUAAACUUUUUAAAAAGUAGAAUUUAAAAAACAACAACUUACGUUAGCUAUGGUUUUACCUUCCUGAUCUCUUUCAGAUGCUUAUUUUUCUGUUUGUGUGUAUAUAUAUGUGUGUCCUGGUCUUUUAACUUUUCCAAAGCAGAGCAUCUGUCCUAACUUUCUUUUUAAGACAAAAUAUGUUUUGCUUUGUGCAUUCUUAAAAGUAUCACUUUCAUUUUUAAUGAAUUCAUAUAGUUGAGCAUUUCCUCCUUUUAAACACAUUUUAAAGUUCUAAGAGUACAGCAGCAUUCAAAAAUGUAAUAUACUUUUUGUAUAAAGAAGUUCUUCAGAAGAAUACCUUUGGAGUUGGGUGGUGGGAGGAGGUAGACAUUUGUGGGAGGGAGAAAUAACCUGUUCCUUUAAAAAAAAUGUUCUACAUACACAGGUCUGCAACAUCCUUCAGUGGAAAAAAAGUGAAAAUUUCAAAGUGAGUGGAUGGGUACAGGGAGUCUUUCCUUUGGUAAAUAAUGUAAAUAUGUGUCCUUUAAAAAGAGUGAGUCUGUUAUCUAGGUAUUUUGUGUCAUUUAAUAAAUAAUAAACAGUUUUGUGUUGCUAAA